CUCCAUCUGAUGGCAGCAUCAGGCAGUCCCGUGGAACAUUUGCGUGGGAGUUCCCUUCUCCGCCAUGUCGGGAUAGUGCACAUCUCUCUCUCCCCCCCCCUCUCUCUCUCUCUCUCUCUCUCCACCUCCCUCCCUCUCCCUCUCUCUCUCUGUCUCUCUCUCCCCUUCUCUCUCUCCCUCCGUGCAUCCUCCCCCACAUUAACAGCUUAGCACAGCAGCAGCAGUAGCAGCAGCUCCUACAGCAUCCAGCAUCCAUCCCUGCCUGGGGAGCAGCAGUCCUACCCGGCGCAGCACCGACGCACGGAGGGGGCGCAUCAUCCAAGUGAUGCCACAGCAUCAGUCGCAUUUCGACAACAAAUUCUGAGAUUAGACGACCCCCCCCCCCACCACACCGCCCGCCGCCCCCAGCCCCCGAAAACAGAGGAAGGGAGAGAAGGAAAAAAAAAACCCCCUUCAGCCUCGAAGACAGUAACUGUCCAUGAAGAUGUCUAACGCGGACAUCGUCUUAACCGCCACCGAUCGGAUGGUGAAAUCGGUCCCCUUCCCCCUGAGCCACCGCCUUACGAUGAAGGAAGUGUUUGACUGCGAAGCGAAGCCCCGCGUGGACCUCCUGAAAGCCCACCUCACCAAAGAGGGCCGGGUAGAGGAGGCUGUGGCUCUCCGGAUCAUCAACGAGGGAGCGGCCAUCCUGCGCCAGGAGAAGACCAUCCUGGACAUCGAGGCCCCAGUGACAGUGUGUGGUGACAUCCACGGGCAGUUCUUUGACCUCAUGAAGCUGUUUGAAGUGGGAGGAUCACCAGCCACGACACGCUACCUGUUCCUGGGGGACUACGUGGACCGCGGCUACUUCAGUAUUGAGUGUGUUUUAUACCUCUGGUCGCUGAAAAUCCUCUAUCCAAAGACACUAUUUUUACUUCGUGGAAAUCAUGAAUGUAGACAUUUGACAGAAUAUUUCACCUUCAAACAAGAAUGUAAAAUCAAGUACUCAGAGCAGGUGUACGACUCAUGUAUGGAUGCGUUUGACUGCCUUCCCCUGGCUGCACUCAUGAACCAGCAGUUUCUGUGUGUCCAUGGUGGGCUCUCACCUGAAAUACACACCUUAGAUGACAUUAAAAAGCUGGAUCGGUUCAAGGAGCCGCCCGCUUUUGGGCCCAUGUGUGACUUGUUGUGGGCUGAUCCUCUGGAGGAUUUUGGCAAUGAGAAAACCCAGGAAUAUUUCAGCCACAACACGGUGCGGGGCUGCUCCUACUUCUACAGCUAUCCAGCUGUAUGCGAGUUCCUGCAGAGCAAUAACCUAUUAUCUAUCAUUCGAGCUCACGAAGCACAAGAUGCCGGCUACCGGAUGUACCGCAAAAGUCAGACCACUGGGUUCCCAUCCCUCAUUACCAUCUUCUCAGCACCAAACUACCUGGAUGUUUACAACAACAAAGCUGCUGUACUGAAAUAUGAAAAUAACGUCAUGAACAUCCGACAGUUUAACUGCUCACCACAUCCAUACUGGCUACCCAACUUCAUGGACGUCUUCACCUGGUCACUGCCAUUUGUGGGAGAGAAAGUCACAGAAAUGCUGGUGAAUGUGCUGAGCAUCUGCUCUGAUGAUGAACUAAUGAUGAAUGAUGAAGAUGAGAUAUUUGAUGCCAAUGCCGCUGCAGCACGCAAGGAGGUGAUCAGAAACAAGAUCCGUGCCAUUGGGAAAAUGGCCAAAAUGUUCUCAGUUCUCAGAGAGGAGAGUGAAAAUGUGUUGACGCUGAAAGGCCUGACGCCCACUGGCAUGCUGCCGAGUGGGGUUCUCUCUGGAGGCAAACAGACGCUGCAGAGUGCCACCAUUGAAGCCAUUGAAGCCAUCGAGACGACUGAUGAGGAUGGAGAAGCCAUCCGUGGGUUCUCCCCCCAGCACAAGAUCGCCAGCUUCGAGGAGGCCAAGGGCCUCGACCGCAUCAACGAACGCAUGCCACCCCGCAAGGACGGGGUGAACCAUGUGGAUCACUCCCUGGGGAAGAUGAAUAUGUCCGAGGCGAACGGCACGGAUGACAACAGCAACAUCCAGUGAUGUGCUGUCUGAGCCUCAGAACCGUGCAGCUGUUGCGCUGUGCAGCAAGACAUUGCCAAAACGUGAAUUCAGGCCUCAGAACAUAGAAAUAAACCAGGCCCACAGACAGAACAUGAAAAUCUGCAGCAAAACUAAAACGGGCGAAAAAAAGGUCAUUUUUUUCAUGACGGUAUGUCACUGCACAGUUGGGGGAGGGGGG
This is a messenger RNA of Pungitius pungitius (ninespine stickleback), 2249 nucleotides long. It is a transcript of the gene ppp3ca, whose product is annotated as protein phosphatase 3, catalytic subunit, alpha isozyme. The record is from RefSeq and is a predicted model, not a curated record. NCBI's taxonomy places the organism in Eukaryota, Metazoa, Chordata, Actinopteri, Perciformes, Gasterosteidae. Gene Ontology annotation, biological process: calcineurin-NFAT signaling cascade. Gene Ontology annotation, cellular component: cytoplasm; calcineurin complex; cytosol. The coding region runs from base 479 to 2050 and encodes 523 amino acids. Gene Ontology annotation, molecular function: calmodulin binding; calmodulin-dependent protein phosphatase activity. The transcript has 14 exons.